AUGGGCCGAAAGAAGAUUGAAAUCCGUCCCCUCACUGAUGAGCGCAACAGGAACGUCACAUUCCUCAAGCGGAAGGCUGGCCUGAUGAAGAAGGCGUGGGAACUGUCAGUUCUAUGCGCAGCCGACGUGUCUAUCGUCAUCUUCUCUGCUGCUGGCAAGGCGUGCGAAUUCUCGAGCAAGGAACUGGAUGAACAGAUCGAGCGCUACUUUGAAUAUGAGGGCAUGAUUGAACGCCGACGAGCCGCCGAAUUUGCAGCGAUGGCUCUGGCCGGUGAAGACGACGACGACGAUGACGAUGAGAAUCCUCGCCGGGGAGCGGGUUCGAAAGCGAAAGUUGGACCCAACGGGCAACCCGCCCCUACCCGAAGCCUCAAGGGCAAAGAGGUCUUCAAACCCCGGACCGUCCGUGCCCAGUCGUCAAGAGGCGAGGGCAGGGGCAGAGAGAGAGAGCGAGAGAAGAGGAAGAGAGACAAGGGAGGGGACAGAAAAGGCUUCAUCGAUGGGAUCGUUAGUGAGAGCAGCGAAACGGAAGAGGACGACAAAAGGUCCCGACGCCGAAAUGGGGGAUCACAAGGCUGCUCCUUGAGAAAAGACCCCCGUGCCAGGGAAGAGAGCGAGAGGUCUGCUGCUUCCCACAACAAGUCUCUUGAAGGCUUGCAGUACGCUCUCAGUAUGCACGCCUCAGCCCCCGACGCGGCAUCCGAACGGUCUCGACUGCGUCCUCCCCCACCCCAACAGACCGAUUCAUAUCUUGCCUCUCAUACCCCUCUUGCUGUGCCCCAAGCGCCCCGUCUAUCGUCAGACACCAUGCCCCACAGGAUGUCAAGCACUCCCACAUCAGCGCAAGUGCAGACACCUGGCUUGCCCGGCAGCCGUCACUAUGCGCCUUCGUAUGGGUCAUACAUGCCGCGCUCUUCCUUUCAGCCUCCACCCUCAGCGCCCUACUUUCCCUCGCUAUAUCCCCAGACCUCCCCCGGGAUCCAGUUCCCGGGGCAACCACCCAACUUUUCACCUCAGCCUGGACAAGUAACAAUGGGCCCCAAUGGUGCGCCCAUACACUGGGAUCAAAGCUUGCUUGCCAAGUAUGCCGAGUUCCAGUUGCAGCAAAAUCAUCAGCGUCAGCAGAGGUUGCUUUUGGAAAAGCAAAGGCAACAGUUGCAGGAGCUCGGUGUGCCACUGGAUGAAAAGAGUCUGUUGGAUGACAUCUUUGGCGGGGUGGGUGCCGCCAGGCAUGGUCAUGGAGGUGGGAGUAGCAGCGCUAAUGCGAUUGGAGAGGGAGGAGAUGACGGGAAUGGAGUAGAGUUCGUCUGGCCAUUGGGCAACAACGUUUCCAUGCCUGGAGGCGAAGAGGAUGGUCUGUCGCCUGCGCCAAAACACCCGACAACGCCUUGGGGGUUUGAGGGCUUUGAUGGGCUAGAUGAGUUGUCAGGUCAUGGCAUCAGUCUGCCUAGUCCAGUUUCGGCUGGUGCUGGUGACGGCCGGAAGAUGAGCGGGGAAGAAGAUGCUUUGGGCAAGAGGGCUCGAUUGAUAUAG
Cryptococcus wingfieldii CBS 7118 is the source of this 1533-nucleotide messenger RNA. RefSeq lists its product as hypothetical. Gene Ontology annotation, molecular function: protein dimerization activity; DNA-binding transcription factor activity, RNA polymerase II-specific; RNA polymerase II cis-regulatory region sequence-specific DNA binding. The record is from RefSeq and is a predicted model, not a curated record. NCBI's taxonomy places the organism in Eukaryota, Fungi, Basidiomycota, Tremellomycetes, Tremellales, Cryptococcaceae. The transcript has 5 exons. The coding region runs from base 1 to 1533 and encodes 510 amino acids. Gene Ontology annotation, biological process: positive regulation of transcription by RNA polymerase II.